Helianthus annuus (common sunflower) is the source of this 2628-nucleotide messenger RNA. RefSeq names its product scarecrow-like protein 33. The transcript has 2 exons. Gene Ontology annotation, molecular function: sequence-specific DNA binding; DNA-binding transcription factor activity. NCBI's taxonomy places the organism in Eukaryota, Viridiplantae, Streptophyta, Magnoliopsida, Asterales, Asteraceae. The record is from RefSeq and is a predicted model, not a curated record. The coding region runs from base 115 to 2436 and encodes 773 amino acids. Gene Ontology annotation, cellular component: nucleus. Gene Ontology annotation, biological process: regulation of DNA-templated transcription.
AAAUUCUUCGUAGAGUACAACCUCACAAAUCACAAUAGCUUGUCACCGAGUCAUACGAUCCACCCUCUUCUUGCGGCGCGUUAGGGUUCUGCGUUUUCUUCUUCUAGGUUUGCCAUGGAUAGUGGAUUAUCCAAUCUGUCGGAUCAAACAGUUCUUCAAGAGCAAGUGGAUUUAGACGAGUUGUUUACAGAUUGGAAUCUUGUAAACCAACCUACGAGGUUGCCUGAUUCUGACGGAGAUGUUAACGAGGAUUCUGAUUUUAGUGACUUGGUCCUCAACUAUAUAAACCAGAUGCUUAUGGAAGAAGAUAUAGUGGAGAAAAACUGCAUGUUUCAAGAGUCUGCUGCUCUUCAAGCUGCAGAAAAGUCUUUCUAUAAUGCUCUUCUUGUGAAAGAUCAAGAUCAAGGUCAAGUUCCAAAUCCUGGUCAAGAUCAAGAUGAUGGUCAAAAUCAAGAUCAUGAUAAUGGUCAACUUCAAUAUCGUGGUCAUGUUCAAGAUCAAGAGGGAUCUUUAUAUAAUAUACCAAUAAUUCAAGAUCAAGGGCAAGAUCACGAUCAUGGUCAAGAUCAAGAUCAUGGUCAACUUCAAAAUCGUGGUCAAGAUCAAGAUAAUGUUGCAGAGGAAUCUUUACAUAAUCUUCUUACUGUUCAAGAUCAAGAACAUGGUCAACUUCAAAAUGAUGGCCAAGAUCAAGAUCUUGCUGCAGAACUGAUAGCUUCUUUUGGCAUCAGCAGCUCUAUGAGUGGUACAGAUCUUACCAAAUCUUCUCUAUUACCGAAUACAUUGAUCAGUUUUGAUUCGCAGUCUAGAUUUAAUCCAUCUUACAGCUUGUUUAGCGGUACUAGGAAUAUCGUUGAUGGAUUCCUGUAUUCACCUGUGAGUAUUUUAAGUUCUCGAGAUAUCUUUUGUGAUAACCCGUCCAUGGUGCAAUUUCGAAAUGGUAUCGAUGAAGCUAGUAGGUUUCUUCCUAAUGGUACGAUCUUAGAUUUUAAAGGCACUGGUGUUUUGGAUCAAACAACGGAGAAGAAACGGGAAAUUAGCUUCACCCGGGAUGGAUCAAGAGGAAGAAAAAAUCUGUAUUCCAAAGAUCUUAUUGAGGAUGGAAGGUAUUCCAAGCAAUCUGCGGUUUAUAAUGAACCACCUGUGAGUUCUAAGAUGUUUGAUGAUGUGUUGCUGUGUGGUGGACCCAAAACUCAUCCUUUUCAAUGUGAUUUUGUUUGCAAAAAGUACGCGAAUAAAGGUCAACCGAAGGGAUCUAAUGGGAUUAAAGCCCGUGCGAAGAAACCAAAGGAAGCGGUAGAUUUAAGAAUACUUUUAACCCUAUGUGCACAAUCGGUUUCCAUCAACGACCAAAGGGGUGCAACCGAUCUACUGAAACGGAUAAGAGAGCAUGCUUCCCCCACAGGUGACGGAAUGCAAAGAUUGGCCCAUUACUUUUCUGCUGGGCUUGAAGCCCGUAUGGCCGGGUCUGGAACCCAAAUCUACAAAGCCCUUCUUUCUAUACCCACAUCAGCUGUUGAUGUGUUGAAAGCAUACCAUUUAUUUCUAGGGUGCUUCCCUUUUACGAAAAUCUCCCAUUUUGUUUCAAACAAGACUAUUAUGUCUGUUGCCCAAAACAAAACGAAACUGCACAUUAUAGAUUUUGGAAUUCUUCAUGGGUUCCAAUGGCCCUGCCUCAUACAACAAUUUUCAACUAGGCCCGGUGGGCCACCCGAGCUUCGAAUCACUGGCAUCGACUUCCCAUGUCCUGGUUUCCGACCCACCCAACGGGUUGAAGAAACAGGACGACGGUUAGCAAACUAUGCUGAAACAUUCGGUGUUCGGUUUAAAUUCAAAGCCAUUGCCCAAAAGUGGGAAACAAUCAGAAUAGAGGAUCUUGAGCUUGAUGAUGAAGAAACACUUGUUGUGAAUUGUGGUUACAGGUUUAGAAACUUGCUUGAUGAAACAGUCAUGGUUGAUAGUCCAAGGAAAAAAGUGUUGCAUCUUAUUAGGAAAAUGAAGCCCGAAAUCUUUAUACAUGGGAUUGUGAACGGGUCAUAUGGUGUACCCUUUUUUCUCACAAGAUUUAGAGAGGCUUUGUUUUUCUUUUCUUCUUUGUUUGAUAUGCUUGAUGCAACUGUUGACCGUUUGACUGAAGAAAGAAUGUUGAUUGAGAAAACGAUGUGGGGACGCGAGGCGAUGAAUGUUAUUGCUUGUGAAGAUGGUGAGAGGAUUGAACGACCAGAGACUUAUAAACAAUGGCAGGUUAGGAUUCAACGGGCUGGAUUUCGCCAGGUGGCGUUUGAUAAAGAAAUCGUGAACAAGGCUAAAGAUAGAGGGAGUUCUGAUUACCAUAAAGAUUUUGUCAUUGAUGAAGAUGGUUAUUGGAUGUUGCAGGGCUGGAAAGGGCGUGUUUUAUAUGCAAUUUCUUCAUGGAAACCGGCAUUUGACAAAUAAAGAUAGAAUGGUACAUGUGACAAAAUGUAUUAAAAUUUUGUAUCUUUUUGACUGUUGUUGUAAUGCUAAAAGUUAGGAAGUAAUCAGAUAUUAUUCUGAUAUAUUUCAUUGAUGCUUUUAUCAAGUCUUGCUCCAACGAAAAAUGGUUGAGAAGGAUUACUACAUUGAGGGUUGAGGUCGGUUCUUCGAUAA